Diabrotica balteata is the source of this 2376-nucleotide messenger RNA. Lineage: Eukaryota; Metazoa; Arthropoda; Insecta; Coleoptera; Chrysomelidae. The record is from the annotation of a GenBank genome assembly.
GUUACAUAUUAUAAAAUUUAUAAAGCUAAAAACUAUGUUAUUUGUUAUUUCUUGUGAUGUGAUUUAUCAAUAAAUACUAAUGAAAGGACAAACAAAUUUAUUAUAUUAGUUCAAAUAGUAUAUUUAUAGUAUAGUUUAAUGUAUUGCAGAUAUUGUGUGUAUGCCGAAUUCUAUAUUAAUGGAGAAAGCUUUGGUCAUGGAGGACAGAUCCAAUAUUUUAAGGCGGAUGAAAGUCUGCCGUUUCUGCCUUUGUAAUGAAGAAAAUGAUUUAUUAAAUAUACAAGAAAAACAUGUACAGGACCCUGAUAUUAACAUUCCGCUACCUUCUUUGCCAUUACAAAUUAUGGCUUGUGUAGCUAUAGAAGUACUCCAAAGUGAUGGAAUGCCUCAAUUUAUUUGCAAAAAUUGUCGAAAUAUUACUACACAAGCAUAUAUUUUUAAAACGAAUUGUAAAAAAUCAGACGAUGCACUUAAACUGUUUCUCCUUACAGGCCAAUUGUCAAAGCCUUACAUGCAUAAUGUGGUUCAAAUUAAAGUAUCCCCUGCUUCUGAAAAAUGUAUCUCUAUAGUACAGGAAGAUGAAGAGAUUGAGAAGACAGAAAUAGUUACUACUACUGUUAUGGAGGGAGACACAAAGAUCAAUAAUGCAGCAGUAGAAAUUGAUGAAGCAGAAAAUGAUUGCUUGGCUGAGGAAACUCUAGAAGGCACAGUUGUAGAAGUAGAAAAUGAAACUGUAGAAACAGUGGAAACUUCUUGUUUUCCCUGUAACCAAUGUGACAGAUCAUUUCCAUUACAACAGUUAUUAGAUUUACAUAUGGAAAAACAUGCUAAAGAAAGAAACUUUGAAUGCGAUGUUUGUCUUAACAAAUUUUACACUAUAUAUGACCUGCAAAAACAUUCACUUAUUCACAAUCCUGAUAAGGGAUUUGAAUGUGCGGUUUGUAACAAAUCAUUUAAUAGGGUAUCAAUUUUAAGAAAACAUGAGAAGAUUCAUAAAGAUGUAGAAUGGCACACAUGUCCUAAAUGUGACAAAUCAUUUAUGUCUAAAGAAAAUCUAAAUUAUCAUAUGCAUGACCACAAUAAAAAUAGACCAUUCAGUUGUAAAAUCUGCAACAAGAGUUUUGUUUUUAAACAGGGCUUAGAGCGUCACGAAGUAAUUCAUAGUAACAAUAAGCCUCACAAGUGCAACUACUGCGAUGCUAGCUUUAUUUCAGCCAUCAAACUCACCAGACACAUUACGUCGCACGCUGGACUUCGACCAUAUCCGUGCAAAAUAUGUGGAAGAACCUUUCUUCUUAGUCAUCACUUGACUCGACAUAUGCGCAGCCAUUACUCGUCCAAUCCCACAGAAACUAUUAUAGGACAGUACAAGUGUGACAUAUGUAGUAUGGCUUUCCGAAGAAAAGAUUCAUUGAUAAAUCACAGUGCCAUACACUCUAUGGUUAACCUUAAAUGCGUCAUUUGCAAUACGACAUUUGAAACAGUGGAGUUAGUGAAAGAGCAUAUUACUACACAUUUAGCUAGUCUUCCAUUCCCCUGCGAUAAGUGCGAUUACAGCUUCGAAACUGAAGAGCAGCUAGAAGAACAUGAACUAAGGCAUGCUGAAAUGGAAUAUGAAGAACAGAUUGAAAAGGAAGUGUUUUCUGAAAGCAUUAUGCAAAUUACAAAGCCCUCGCAGUCUGAGGAGGAAGAUGAAGCAAUGGAGGAAGACAUGGAAGGAACUGAAAUCUCCCAAUUUACAAUGGUUGAUAUAAACAAUCCCGCAGCUGGCGUUAGACCAACUGUUACUACCACUAAGAAUGUUGCCAGUGCCGAGGAAAUCGUAGGAGAAUUUUUGAAAGACGAAUUCGACCCAGACGCGGAGCAGUCAAGAGAAUACGAACAAGAAGAAGUAGAAGAAGUGCCAAUCGAGCCUCUUAAACCUAUUGUUCGACAAGAAGGAACGAAAGUUUAUCAGCGUAAAAAUGUACAUAUGAGAACACUACCUGAAAUUAGAAUGACUCCCUCACUGAUGGAAUCUAAGUCAACAGCUGCCUUAACGGAUAUUGCUAUGCCUGAUACGAGCACCAAUUUGUUGGGAAAUAGAACUGUAAAAAUGGGAGAUAAGAUGGUGAAAGUUCAGAAAUUUAUUCUGACUACAGAUGAAAUGAAAGCUAUGGCAAAACAAGGAAUAAUCGAGUUAAGAGGAGGACAAGUGGUACUAAGAAGUAAAGGUCAGCAAGUACUUAAUGCCAGCAUUAAAUCAAUUGGCAAGAACGAAAUCGACUCAUUGUUGGAUAAAAGGGCUAAGAUUCAGCUGAAGAAGUAUGAUAAGAAGAUUGUUUCAGGUGGUACCAAUGAUCGCAAAGAUUAUGCUGGUGUGUGAAAAGAGACUUC